AUGUCGCUUCAGAGGUACAGUCUUUCGUGGACGGAUAAGGUUAUCCGUCAAACUGAGGCCCACCUCCAAGACAUUCACUCUGCCAUUCAUCAGUAUUAUAAACGGGAGGGCUAUCCCACGCGUGUUCCUCAGCAUCAUCCAGCGACCUCAAAAUUAGAUGGCACGGUACCAAACGAACAAGCCGAGGUGGAAAGCUCGUAUGAGACGUUGCAGGCCGCUGACAGUGGAAACGCCUCCACAUCACAGUCCUUAGCGGAUGUGGUGAGUCUCGCUGGCAGUUUUCCGUUGCGAACCAGCUCGUAUCACACGCCCUUUUCGGAACUGAAUGCGACGAGCGGAAGUGUGGGCGCUGAUCUCGUCGUUACGAUGCCGGCGUCGAAGUGCAGUCAGGCAGAUCUCCAGAAUGGAGGCUACCUCGAUCGUCGCACGUUGUUUUUGAAAGAGUUGGGGGUUUAUUUCGAGAAGUUGGCUAAAGGGGCUGCGAUGAAGCUUAACACCACGAAGGGGAGCAAGCGUUGCGAUUCAGAUGAACAAGAUACUGAAGAGAGUGAGGAUAACUACACUCGUGGUAGCUCCGAGUACGCUGCCCUAGAGCGACUUUCUCGAAUGGAGGUUGCCUAUGUACCGAUACACGGUUGCUAUGGUUAUGGGGCAGAGAAGCAAAUUAUCAAACUUCGAUUUCGUCGCCGCAGCUCUUCUCUAGAUUUUCGUCCCUCUUCAGUUACGUCGGCCUCAGCGCCGUCCUCCUCUUUCCCCUUCCCCAGGAAUUGUCCUUACGAAGUUAUUCACAUCAACCUCCACCUUCGAUGUGCCUUCGCAUCAGGACGCGUCAUGGGUGCGGUGGGGAUUCGAAAGCAUCCUUACUACAGUCACAUUGUGCUUGAAGACUACAUGAUGCCUUACUAUCUUAAAAAGCUCCAUACGCUGUGCGUCAAUUGUGGUGGGUUGCGCCGCGCGAUCGUGCUGCUCAAGUGCUGGGCACACCACAUGGGGCUUAUGGCCUCUUCCUCAGGACACCCAGAGGGACUGAACGGGUUCAUCCUCUCCGCGAUGGUUCUUCAUCUGCUCGACGAAGGAAUCCUAUCGCCGAAUAUGACGGAGGAGAACGUGACGCGGACGGUAUUGGUACGCAUCACUCACGGGUAUUUCACUUCAACAUCAACAGUGUCUGCCACAAUACCGGUAAAGCCGUCUGCUGAGGAACGGGGUGAAGUCGCUGUGCUGCGCUUACAGGGUGAUGUGAUGAAUCUGCUAUUUCGUACUUCCUUAGAUUUCUUCAAGACAGUAAUUCAGCGAGCAGCAGAGGAUGCACUCGGAUAUCGCAGCGUGUUAGACAUUUUCACACAGCACCCAUUUCAGUCGCUGCAGCUACUCCACGACGUCGCCCUGACAGUACGUGGUGUCUGGGGGGCUGACAACGACGUUUCGAAGGGCGAAGAAGCUAAAACCAAUCCCAAGAAUGCUGCAGGCAAAAAGGUAGAUAGUAAUAAUCACGGGAGUAAUGACAGGGAUACUAAUAAUAUCAAUAAAAACCUCAGCGUCGGAAUUAAAAAGGCAUCUGUUUAUUUUUCUCCGUGCACGAUGGAGGCCAACGCAGUGCGAGAUGUGUUGAGGAAGGCCCUGGGUAAUCGAGUCCACUAUGUUUUGGCGUGGAUCACUGGCCCCAACGACUUGCAAGUUGCCGUUCAGCUCAUUAAUGAAAACGAAGGCAGGAAUCACCUAACACGGGGCCCACCCAUUGAGGACACUGAGGCUGUUGCCGACUUCAAUGCCUUCUGGGGGAUGGACAUCACAUCUACACGGCAGUUCCCGGACGGUGGCAUUUACCGUUGUGUGUUGUGGCACUUUUCAGAGGAGAAAGGAAUUGGCCUCUCAGUGAACCCAGCAUCGACUCGACGUGCGAUUACACCCCUCUCUGCAUCAGUUGUCUUGCGACAUGUGGUGCAAUGUGCGCUGAGGAGACACAUACAGCCGGACAUAACGGUGUCCGUGCUCUUGGGUGGCUUCGAGGACUUUCUGGCAGAACGUAUCGGCGCUGAGUGGCGGGAUGCGCUACCACUUAUGCAAGGGUCUCUUUACCAGGCUUCGCAGGACAUCCACCACAUGGUUGCCGAGCUUCCCAAGAGUGUGUUGCCAUGCAAGGUGAUCGACUUUAGUUUUGUUGCAGCAAGCGAGCGCGGUACGGAGGUGUUCCCGGUGCGACCUCAUCUGUCACUCACAUACACUAGCGACCACGAAUACCAAACAUCGACGGGAGAUGAAGGUAUCAGCACGACAGAUAGCCACGGCGAGAAAUACAUAGGCAUAAAUACAGCCCCUUGCAUUGAUCCUAUUUAUGCGAUCCUCAGUAUCGACGAUAGGGGCAAGAUACCAGAUACCCUGGAGGCUAUUGAGAUGAUGCGGGGUGCCAUUUGUGCACAACUUGCGAAAUUCUUUAACCAGAACUUUCGUCAUGGAAUUUCUUCGCCGUCUGAUAAAAGUGCUCUAUCACCUGAUUCUGCUUCUUUGCUUGCUAAAGACGGUGCAAGUUCCCAUCACUGUCCCACUUCGCGUUCGUCUGUCUUAGCUUUUGCUACAAAGCAAUAUGUGGACAUUAUCCACAAGGGGUACUUAUUCCGCAUUUUUAUUUCCCACUAUCGUGAAGUCUCCCUAUUGCGAGCCUUGCAGCGCGAUGCCGAGGCUAGCGUACUCGAGCGUAAAUUUUUUUGGACUCCCCAACAUGCCAAAUACCUGUCGAGCAUUGUGUACGGUCACCAAAGCUAUGCCAAGGCCACGCGCUUGGCCAAGCGCUGGCUGAGCGCGAUGAUGAUGUACGAAUUUGUCUUGCCCGAGGCGGUGGAGCUUCUGGUAGCAUACGCGUACCUGUCCGAAAAUGCUCACGCUGUACCGAAAACUGCCACCGCAGGGUUUCUGCGCUUUAUUCAGCUUCUCGCUACGCACGACUGGUCGACACCACUAGUUCUGCCUUUUACUGAUGAAGGCAAGGUGGCCGCUGCUGCCGCGGAUCUGGUGCGGAAACUGAGUCCACAACAAGCCAUGUACAUUGCCACACCCUACGCACCUACGACGAGUCCGUUCACACUCAACACACCCCGUCCCAUGAUUAUGUCUCGACUAGUCCAGCUAGCGAACAAUGCCUUGUCGUUGAUGAUGGGAUGGUUGCUAUGUGGUGGUGGUGGCGGCAGCAGCAUCCAGGAUAUUGAAGCCGGCGUGUUUCACAACAGCAUCUUAGCCUUCGACUUCAGUGUUCGGCUUCACCCACAACUUAUUCUGCAUCCGGACCGUGCUCUGUGGCAACGUGGAUGUGGGGCAUCCCCCCAAUCUGCGGCAGCCAUCGAAGCAAAAGACCUAACGAAGCCUCCUGUGAAUGAUGAUGGGUUCUCCGACGCGUCAAACACUACGGUUAGGCGUAUUUGGAUGUUAGACGAGCUAAAAGACAGGGAGCAGAUGCGUAAGUAUAUAUCGGCACUGGCGGAGCGCGAUCCGGCAGCGCAUGCCGUCCAGACUAUGCGCGCGACACUUCGGGAUCAAGCAAUGGUGUUUUACGACGCACUGUCUCCCUCGUACGUAUACAUUAUCGCCAUCACAGAGAGACAUGUCCUGAAGCAUAGUCAGACGAUGCAUGACACGGUGGUUCACGUUUGCCGCGGGGCCGUGCUGCCGGUUCCACCCGCUGAUGCGUUCAACCACGCACCUACCGCCAGAGGUCCUGCAGCUGCUCCGACAUCUGGAGGACCAUCCAAGGCUUCGAGCUUGGAGACGCGUAAGCGACCUAAGCGCAUCCAGGCACGAAGAGAGCACCGCUUAGAAGAGGAUGGAGCACAACAAGAAAAAAAAAUGAAGCGCCAACGAAGCCCUUCGGAUUGCCGCAAUGUUCCUCAGGGAACUAGGCGAACAGAACUCACUCAGCGUCCCAAUUCUCACUUACAGCGGCGCAACAAACCUGCUAAGUUAGGUGCACAAGACGAGGAUGCGCAUCCAAUAGGUGAGCCCACCAACACUACCUUAACUUCACGAAAGCAGGCGAAGGGUGGAGCUCCAUCCAUCAAAUCAGAGAAGGACCGAGCUCAAAGCGAAACUGACGUACAUAAGCAAAAGAUCAAGCAACACAAGAUUUGCAACAAGAUGGAGAAGGGGGGAGGAGAGAAGAAGACGACAGGUGGACGUCGUGAAGCUAAGUAA
Messenger RNA from Phytomonas sp. EM1, 4182 nucleotides. The record is from the annotation of a GenBank genome assembly. Lineage: Eukaryota; Euglenozoa; Kinetoplastea; Trypanosomatida; Trypanosomatidae.